AUGUGGUCUACAGCAACGAGAGUAGUCUCGUCCACUACCUUUCUCGGCGCCAUCAUAUUCACCAUCCCCCUCGCCUUUGACAUUGGCGGCCGGACAUGCGGUCUGGCCUUUUCCCUGUCUCUCAGCGCCUACUACUUCCUCUACUCGAUCCUCCGCUUGGCCACGCCAAACACCUCUCGCUUCCGCUGGUUCCUGUGCAACGUCGUCGCUUGGGCGCAAUGGCUGGCCAUACCCACGCUGUUGAUCUGGAGCCUCAACAAGUUUUCCAUCGAUGCCAAUAACUCGGGCUGGGUCGAGCGUACCUUGGGCGGCAAGCGUGCCGACUUUGAGAGUGUGCACGAAUGGAUAUUUGGCGCUGAAGGUCUGCUGGAGAGUUUCUCGAUUGGUGCCUGGGACAAGACGCUGAGGUACAGCACGCCUGUGUUCCAGGUAGCCGAGGGCUUCUGCAGUCUGUUGGUUAUUCAGGCCGCAGGGCAGAUUACACGAUGGGUGGUGAACCGGGAGCGCGGCGACAGCUGGAUGAUUGGCCUUCUCAUCACCUCGGCCUCCAUCAUCUCGACCUCUGUCUACUUUUUGUGGCGCAUCACCACCUUUCCCGAGAUUAGCAAUGUGGACGCUAUUUUGAUUGGCGUUGCUAUUACGACUGCCAGCUACCUCGGUGGCUGGGGUAUUGUCAGCGCACGAGGAAACCCGGUUGAAUCCUCGCUUUUGUUUGCCUAUGUCACUCUCUGCAUCUACCAAAUCUUUACCGACUACCAGCCAUCUCCGGGCUCCGUGAGUGAAUCCAACCUCACAUCCGAGCCCGCUCUGCCUCCACUCCCACCGAUUAUCAUGGCUUCGUAUACGACGCUUCUCCAUGCCCUUGGUUCCCUCCCCACCAUUGCCCAUACCGGCUUCAACCUCAUGGUCGGUGCCAUCAUGACCAUUACACCCUCAGUCAUCAUCUCCCUGGCCUAUCGCGUGUUUGUCAUGUAUGCCGCAGCUCGCAUCAUACCUGCGAUCCGAGAAAGCGGGGCACGAGCACUAUCGCAAGAGCCCAGCCUGGAUGACGACGACGAAACGUCCAAGAUUCUUGGUUUCCUGACGUGGUUCAGCCCCAGCAUCAUCAUUGCCGUGUACACGAGUCUGCUCAUGCAGCACUUUGCUAGUGGAAACGGCGGUGACGGCAGUGCGGUGACGGGCGAGUGGUGGACGAAUCAGGGUGGUGACGCCGGCGGCAAUUUUUGGCGCUGGAUCAAUCUCGGCAUCACCAUGGGUCUUUAUGCGAUUGAGCUGAAGAUUUCGAAUGCGGAUGAUGAUGGAAGGUUGACAAGUCACUGGAAGGUUGACUAG
Molecule: messenger RNA, 1332 nt
Organism: Bipolaris maydis ATCC 48331
Lineage: Eukaryota; Fungi; Ascomycota; Dothideomycetes; Pleosporales; Pleosporaceae
Product: ICE2-domain-containing protein
Biological process (GO): endoplasmic reticulum inheritance
Cellular component (GO): cortical endoplasmic reticulum; perinuclear endoplasmic reticulum; endoplasmic reticulum membrane
Source: RefSeq, a predicted model, not a curated record